UCUUCUCCUUGUGUGAUGCGUAUCUGCUGAACAUACUGCUGUUACAUACUCUCAUCCAAGAAGAAAACAACAUUCACAGAUUGGUGGACUGUUUCAUCAUGGCUUCACCAGGGGAGAAGGCUCUCCUCCUCCUCUUCCUAGUCCAUGUAGUCUCAGCCCUGCACCUAGGUUCGAUGUCACCCAUGUCUUCCAUGUCUCCCAUGAUGCUCGACCCUGACCCCAUGACCCCAGGCUUCCCAUCUCCCCCCGCUCGCUUCCAAGACAUGGCCAAGAAACUGAUGAUGAGAUGCCUGCAAAUAGGACACCUGGUACCCAUGAUGAUGGACAACCCCUUUAAUAACAGUGAGGUGCAAAUGGAGGACAGCAUGUCUAGUCCCAACCCUCUCUCCCACUUCUACUCUCUUCUCACCUCCCUCCCUGCUGAGGAAACCUACUCAGACACAGACAUGGACUCUGCUUCCCGCUUCUAUUUCCAGCCCAAUAGCACCAUGAAAUACCCUGACUCUGACCAUGAUUGGAACGUGACAGAGAGGAUGUGGAACUGUUCCAGUCUACCAAGCUUCAUCGAGCACAUGAGGAACUCUUCGGCUGGUCCCCGGUGUUUCCUGAGAGCGUUCAUCGCCCCCCUCUCCUGGGUCGCCCUGACGAUGAAGGGUGGGGACGACAUGGCCCCAGAGGAUUAUGGGAGGCUGGUGUGGGCCGCUAAGCCACUCCUACAGAACAUGCCCCCGCCUCAGAUGACCCUGCCUCCCUGGAUACAGAACCCCCACCUGGAAGAGAUGAUGAAGAUGUUGGGAGAGGUGUUUGGGUCUCUCUCUGAGGAGCAGCAUGUUCAGAUCAGAGAGUGGGUCAAGGAGCAGGUGACCCAGAACAACUACAACUGCAGCCACAACGCUGCAGCCUGGCGCCCCAGACCCACACCAGAACAGAAACCAGGACAGACACACAGACCAGAACAGGAACCAGGACAGACACACAGUCCAGAAGGAGUACAGAACAGGCCUGCUAGACCACCACAGCCUGAUAUGACAGUGAUGCCCUGGCCCAGCCCCUGUCCUCCCAGUCUGGUGUGGCUGAAGAUUGAGGUGAUGAAGAUGAUGGGGCCCUUCCUCUCCGGGCUGCCCAUGGAUGACAUCCAAACCAUCCCCAACGACCAGUUGUGUCAAUUCUUCCAUUCACCCCAGUUCCCGUCCUCCUUCAGAGGUGUGGGGGGACUCCCUCCUCUCCAGGGCAGAAAGAUACUGCAGAAGAUCAGAGAGUGUUCCCAGAAGAGAGAGGACUUGGUCCAGAACCUGGACAGACUGGGCUCGCUGGCAUGUUUCUAUGACGACGCCCCAACCCUAAACUCUUCCAUGAGCCAGCUCCUCCUCUCUCAGCUCGACGACUGUAGCAACUCUGGAGUCGCCAAGCUGAAGAAGAAGCUUGUCAACACUGUCAUGUCAUCAUCUGUGGACGAUUCCAGUCCUGAGCUGCUGCGUGCGCUGGGUCCUGGUGUUACGGUGCUUUCCCCCUUCCGUCUCUCCCAGUUCUCCCCGGACGCCCUCAAGGACACCCUAAUGUCACUGGGGUCAGAGGUGAAGUGGGGUCUGACCCAGGCCAAAACACUGGCCAAUAAACUACUGCAGGGGAAGCAGGAGGUGUCUGGUAAGGAGUUAAUGUCUCUGGGUUCAGCUGUGACGGGCGUGGCCUCCUCUGUCCUCAGGAAGAUCAAAUCCCAGGGGCUUCUGGGUAAUGAGGGUCUGGACAUAAUGAGUCAAAAGAUGACCAGGCUACAGAGAAAAGCACUGCUGGAGGGGCUGCGUGGGGAUGUGAAUGCCUCAGAGCUGAUCCAGAAAGUCCCUGCCUCCCUGCUGUCCAGCCUAUCCCUGACCACCCUGGACAAGGCUAACCUGACCUCCCUCGACCAACUGGAGGGCAAGCAGUGGACACGUGCACAGUCGGCCUUUCUGGUCAGAAAGAUCCUAGGCAAGAAGAUGACACUUACAGACAUGCGGAGGCUGGGCUCGGCGAUGCAGGGCGUGGCCUGUGAGAUGAUUGAAAAGGUGGCUGAAAGUGGCGUCAUGGAGAUGGCCCAAGCUGUAACAGAGACUCCACGCUGGCUCUCUAAGACACAGGUGUGCUGUACUGCACAGAGUCUGUUUGCAGGUUUGGAGAAAAAGAGAGCAGGCUACUUCAACAACAUUACAGACACAGAGCUGGAGGAGAUCCCCACACUGCUGCUGCUUCACCUGCCGGCUGAGAAGAUAGCCAGUCUGCCUGCCUCUGUAUGUGCUGUGUUCAUGAAGAAGAUGAAAGAGGCCAACCUGAGUUCUUUGCCUCUCACCUCUCGCUCUCGCCCCACACUGAUCAACAGAGCCCUGAGCUGCCUGGGGAGGAACAUGUCAGAGUUGUCCAGUGAGGAGGUGUUGAGUCUGGGGUCGCUGCUGUGUGAGCUAGCCCCCUCUCAGAUGUCCCUCCUGGCCCCUGAGGUCCUCAACUCCACGGUGCAGGCCCUGGCCUCCUGCACACAGAUACCUCGACGCCACUGGAGGGCGCUCUUCCAGCUGCUCAAUGAUACAUACGGUGAACCAUCUGAUUGGACAGCUGACACCAUGAAAUCCCUGGGUCCUCUCCUUCUAUUGGAUGAUUCUGCUGUCCGCUCACUGCGCUUUAAGUCGUGGCUGAAAGAGACUCUGUCUGACCUGAUGGACAGCCUACCCAGCCCUCCGGUCCCUACACCUCCUCAGGAGUUUAGUUGGGGUCCAGACCUCUCAGCCCUGCGAUGGAAACUCUUCUCUCUCUCCACCUCCACAUCUGGCUCUGUGUCCCCUGAAGUAAUGCCCGUGCGCAGGAAGAGAGCAGUUCUCCCUCAGGGGGAGGCGGGCCUUACCAUGUCUCUGUUGGAGGAACUGGGCAGAGCCAAUGUCUACUGGAGCCCAGCCCAGCUCUCCAAGAUGGACGCCGCCACAAUCACCGCUGCCGUGGAAACACUGGGGGAGGUCCUUGACUACAACGCCGAGCAACUGGGCGUGCUCAGAGAGAAGGCCAUCCAGGCCUGGGGUCCAGUGUCAGGUCUGAAUGAGAGCCAGGUGCUCCAGCUGGGCUGUGUCUCUCAGGGGUUCAACCUAACUGAGCUGCCCAGCCUCCCCUUCUCCUCACUGGACACUCUGGACACACUUUCCCGCUGCUCCUGGACACAAUCACAGAGGGAGGCUGUGUGGAGGGGUUUUGUGGAGCGUAUUAAUAAGACAGUGGGAGAACUGGGAGCUGUGGAGUUGGUGGGACUGAACCAGUUCAUCUGUGGUAUGAAAGCUGAGGAGACUGGUCAGCUCAACACUGACGCCUUCAGGGAGGCAGUACAGUCGGUGGGUCAGGUGCAGUGCCCCCUGGCAGUAACAGAGCUUCUGAAGCAGCGUGCUGUGGCUGUGUUUGGAGAACCACAGGGCUGGACCGAGGCUCAGGUCAACUCUCUGGGCAACAUCAUGGCUGGUUUGAGUUUGUCAGAGUUUCGUUCUCUCAGUCCCUCUGCCCUCUCGUUCCUCAGUCCGACCAGCGUUCCUCUCAUCCCCCCAGACCGCCUCGCUGCACUCUCAACCAGCCAGCUGAAGGCCCUGGGUCCUGACAAUGCUGCCAUGGUAACUGCUGCACAGAUGGCGGUACUGGGGGAGGCGCAACGGGCUGCUCUUGGCAACGCUCUGGGUGUGGCCUACGACCGUGCAGAACUGACUACAAACCCACCCAGCAACCUGCCUCAACGCUCAGGAGCAUCUAUGCUGGGAACUCUGGGAAUUGAAGUCUUUAUGCAGCCCUUCUUGUUCCUACUGCUGGGGUUUGUCCUGUAGUGAUAAACUACACAUCCCUUAGACACGCAUGACUAUCUUUAUGGAACUACUCAUGCGCGUGUCGAACAAGAAUAGAUUGUUGAUACAAUUUGCAUAUUUUAACAGUAACAAAUAUAACUUGUAUUUCUGUCAUAAGAGUAUAUCAAGCUUUUUAAAAUUAAAAAUACCUAUUCUAGAUUAAGCCAGAGCAUGCCUUGAGCACAUCAAAGCAGAUAGAUACCUGUGACAAAAAUGUGAAAGCGCUUAAGAUAUUUUUAUUCUAUUUGUUAAAGAAAUCUAAGAAAUAUUUAUAUUUCUAUAUCUUUGUUGCAAUGGUGGGUCUCUAUUGUAGGAUAAUGCUGGAACAUGUGAUGUGUGAGUCUGUGUUUUGCGUUGGUUGUUUUCUGAGAGUUAGGAUCAUAAAAUGAGGAUUAUUGGUGUUAACCGAGUGCUGACAAGAUUGGAAAUGGAAGACUAACUUAAUAAUAAAGAUUAUGAACCUACAGUCACUUA
This is a messenger RNA of Coregonus clupeaformis (lake whitefish), 4313 nucleotides long. RefSeq names its product otoancorin. Gene Ontology annotation, cellular component: cell surface. The transcript is spliced from 29 exons. The record is from RefSeq and is a predicted model, not a curated record. The coding region runs from base 99 to 3821 and encodes 1240 amino acids. Gene Ontology annotation, biological process: cell-matrix adhesion. NCBI's taxonomy places the organism in Eukaryota, Metazoa, Chordata, Actinopteri, Salmoniformes, Salmonidae.